This is a messenger RNA of Sebastes umbrosus (honeycomb rockfish), 3026 nucleotides long. It is a transcript of the gene ptdss1b, whose product is annotated as phosphatidylserine synthase 1b. Gene Ontology annotation, molecular function: L-serine-phosphatidylethanolamine phosphatidyltransferase activity. The transcript is spliced from 13 exons. Gene Ontology annotation, biological process: phosphatidylserine biosynthetic process. Bases 185 to 1594 code for a protein of 469 amino acids. The record is from RefSeq and is a predicted model, not a curated record. Lineage: Eukaryota; Metazoa; Chordata; Actinopteri; Perciformes; Sebastidae.
UUAUUGUGGUUAAUGCGAGAAUACAUAUUUUCACCUAAAAAACACCCCUAUUCGCUCUAUGGCUCGGUCCGUCGUCAGGGUUCAUGGGGGCUGUCAUCUUCAGUUCAACUUGUCUAUCUGCUUUUUCUAGUUUCAGCCGUCAAAACAUUACGAAAGUAAGAAAACGUAGCCUUAUAACAGCAACAUGGCAGCCGUCGUGGAUCCCCGAACACCUCGGAAGGAAGAUCUCAACUAUAAGUUACAUUUCCGAAAUAUAAACGAGCAACAAGUGGACGAAAUCUGCCUUGAUUUCUUCUAUAAGCCUCACACCAUCACACUGCUGACAGUCACUGUGCUCAGCCUCAUGUACUUUGUGUUUACAAGGGAUGAUGAGCACUCUGACAACAACCUCCGAGUUGGUCUGUUGGUGGCUGUCUCCUUCUUCUUGGUCAUCAGUGUCCUGGCCUUUCCUAAUGGACCUUUUACCAGGCCGCACCCUGCAAUAUGGCGAAUGGUGUUUGGCCUCAGUGUUCUGUACUUCCUGUUUCUCGUCUUCCUCAUCUUCCUCAACUGGGACCAAGUAAAGAUGCUUAUGUACUGGGUGGACCCAAAUCUGCGCUAUGCCAAACGAGAGGCCGACAUCAUGGAAUAUGCUGUGAACUGUACGGUGAUAACAUGGGAUCGGAUCCUGAGCCACUUCGACAUCUUCGCAUUCGGCCACUUUGCAGGCUGGGCCUUGAAGGCUAUGCUCAUCCGCAGCUACAGCGUCUGCUGGACCAUCAGCAUCACCUGGGAGCUCACUGAGCUAUUCUUCAUGCACCUGCUGCCAAACUUUGCGGAGUGCUGGUGGGAUCAGGUGAUACUUGACAUACUGUUGUGUAAUGGAGGAGGCAUCUGGCUGGGCAUGAACGCCUGCCGGUUUUUGGAGAUGAGGACGUACCGCUGGGCCAGCAUCAAGGAAAUCCACACCACCACAGGGAAGAUAAAGCGAGCCGUGCUCCAGUUCACCCCGGCCAGCUGGACUUAUGUGCGCUGGUUAGACCCAAAAUCCUCUCUCCAGAGGCUCGCAGGCAUCUAUCUCUUUAUGAUCCUAUGGCAGCUGACAGAGUUGAACAUAUUCUUCCUCAAGCACAUCUUCGUCUUCCAGGCGUCUCACGCUCUCAGCUGGUGUCGCAUCCUCCUCAUUUCAGCCAUCACCGCACCCACCGUACGACAAUAUUAUGCAUACCUGACAGACACUCGGUGUAAACGAGUUGGCACGCAAUGCUGGGUGUUUGGGGCCAUUGCUUUCCUUGAGGCUCUUACUUGUGUGAAAUUUGGUCACGACUUGUUUUCCAAGACACAAAUUCUCUCUGUGCUCCUGUGGCUGCUGUGUGUGGCACUCAUCACACUUCUGUGUUUAUAUGGGAUGGUGUGGUACGAGCAAAAAAAAAUGAAGAGCGUUUCUGUACAAAGUGAGGACCACGACGACAGCACUGUUGUUGACUCGUGUGGUUUUGUCCCAGAUGGCGUUGCAGCUCAGAGGGAUUCACCGAGAAGUUUACAACCUACAAAACGGAGGAGAGCUUCCGGGAGGAACAGAUUUGUGAAUGGCAAUGGAGGAAAUAAACAAUAGCGACACAGAGUAUUCGCAUCCAUCUCGAAAGGGUGAAGGGUACACCCAACAAAGGGAAUACAGAAUAGUAAAUUUGUGAAUAAUUGAAAGUUGCACCAAGGUUUUAAUAAAUCCUAGAGGGCAGACUCCAAAACACACCAACAAGCCUCGAUAUACUAUUUGAACAACACCAUUGAGCUGAACGCUUCAUAGACCUGCAGACUGUGGUGUGUAUUCUCUCGUACUCUGGCAGUGCUAGAAGAUCUUUGAUGACCAGGACAAAAUUUGUCUUGUAUUUAAUAACAGAUAUUUUUAAACAGACCUCAAUAACCAUGAAUAUGCACUGGAUUUUAAAAGAGACGAUGGCCUUAUUUGGACCAUAAACACUAAAAUAUUAACCUCAGCAUCAUGUUACACCUAACAUUUUCUACCUUAAAUUACUAAAUAUUGUUUGGACGCUUUGCACUGUGGGACACGCAAAGUACUUUUUUUGCACCUAACCUCUUUGACUAUUUUUGGAACUGUUUUUUUUAUUACUGUGUACUAAAUUGAAAACGAUCACAGUUAUUGAUGUGUAUGGGAUUUUGUAAGUCAUUUGGAUUGGUGAUGAUUAUUUUUUAACUUUGAUUUAAUAUGUUUGUGUUUAUAUAAUAACUGCCAAAAGCGACCACAUUUUGCAAUACAUUAAAGUACCGUUUGCUUUUCUUCAAUCAAAAUUGCAUCAUCAGGAAAGAUAUUUUUAUCUAGUUCAAAUGAGCGGAACAACCAAGUGUUACUUAACCAACUGUAGCCUUUACAUAUUACCCUUUUUAGCUUUCAUCAAUGUGAUAUUUGAACUUUUGAGAUGUUUGUUAUUUUAGCAAUUUGUGUGUGUGCGUGCGUGCGUGCGUGCGUGCGUGCGUGCGUGCGUGCGUGCGUGCGUGCGUGUGUGUAUGUGUGUGUGUUUGGAAUUAGAGAGAGAAGUGAGCAGUGUAUGAUAGGUGUACUGACAGAGAAUACUGUGACAUUCAAUGCAAUACCACUGUGGUGACAUUCAAUAGCAGCGGAUAAUCAUUUGUGUGAAAUUAUCCUUUACAAAGUCAGCCUUUUUGAGUGGUUUAGUGAUCCAAAUUAAUGAAAUGUGACGUUAAUAUAACACAGUAACUGACUUGUCCAUAUAAACUGUUCUUAAUAUUGGUGAUUGAUACAUUAUAUUUCACAUUUUUUGUUAGAAUGUGUUUUACAACUUCCAAGUAUGUUAAUGUUUGCUUGUUGAAUUUGUGUUGAUGAAACCUUUUUAAACACUGGCCUCAGAGGUUCUAGUCCUUUGACCGUCUACAAAGCUUGAAGUGUCAGACUACUACUACUACUACUACUAAUACACUGUAUUUAAUAUGAAAUGUUACUACCUGUUCUUGCCUUGAAAAAGGUCUCUGACCAAAAGUUUGCUUAUUAAAAAAGAUUUUUGCACAGA